Messenger RNA from Pocillopora verrucosa, 2993 nucleotides. RefSeq names its product ras-related protein Rab-14. Gene Ontology annotation, molecular function: GTP binding; GTPase activity. Gene Ontology annotation, cellular component: trans-Golgi network; Golgi apparatus; recycling endosome. The record is from RefSeq and is a predicted model, not a curated record. Lineage: Eukaryota; Metazoa; Cnidaria; Anthozoa; Scleractinia; Pocilloporidae. Gene Ontology annotation, biological process: endocytic recycling; phagosome maturation; Golgi to endosome transport.
UUUCGAAUCACGGGAUCCGCCAUAUUUCUCAUCUUCAUCUUCCGGAUUUUGCUUUUGUAUUUUCAUUAAUUGGCGAGCUUCCCGAUCAUGGCAGCAACGGGACCUUACAACUACUCCUACAUAUUCAAGUACAUAAUUAUCGGAGAUAUGGGUGUAGGCAAAUCCUGUCUACUUCAUCAAUUUACAGAAAAGAAAUUUAUGGCAGAUUGCCCACACACCAUUGGUGUAGAGUUUGGAACAAGGAUAAUUGAAGUAUCAGGCCAGAAGAUCAAACUUCAAAUUUGGGAUACAGCUGGACAAGAGAGAUUUAGAGCUGUAACAAGAAGUUAUUACCGAGGUGCAGCUGGUGCCCUCAUGGUGUAUGAUAUUACAAGGAGAAGUACUUACAAUCAUCUAAGUAGCUGGCUCACAGAUGCAAGAAAUUUAACAAACCCAAACACAGUGAUAUUUCUUAUUGGGAACAAGUCAGACUUAGAUGCUCAGAGAGAUGUGACUUAUGAAGAAGCCAAACAAUUUGCUGAGGAGAAUGGACUUCUGUAUUGUGAAGCAAGUGCAAAAACGGGUGAAAAUGUAGAGGAUGCCUUCCUUGAUACAGCAAAGAAAAUUUACCAAAAUAUUCAGGAUGGAAGUUUGGAUCUUAAUGCAGCAGAGUCAGGAGUGCAGCACAAACCACUGGCAGGCAGGCCAGCAAACUCACUGCACACAGAUCAGCAGGCAAAUCAGGAUAAAUGUGCCUGCUAACCUCCUAAAUAUUUUAAUCAGAGAACAAGGUGAAUGAAUUUCCUCCAUUGGAUACAGACGCAAACACGACUUAUUUUCAAUAAAUGGUACAAAACAUUGGUUAAGUCUAACAUGUACAUGUAGAUAUCAGAUGUGGUAUAAAUACUUAUAUUGUAGCAAAAGGGAAAUGAUGAGGAAUGGUUGUCCUCAUUGGCAAUAUCAUCUUAUCAUUUCCAUUAGCAAAGAAGAUGCUGUAACACACUACUUUUGAUGAAAGAUAUUCAUGUUUUGUGUAAGGAAAUCUACAAUGGUUCAGUACUAGUUAUGGCACAAGGGUGAAAUUACAGCAGGGUGGAAAGAUGAUUUUUACUUAAAUUCCCAUUUAAAGAAACUGUUUGUCAUACAUGUACAGGUAUUUAACUCUUUUACAUUGACUCAGGAUACCAUGACAAUAACAACACAUGGUUCAUGAAGCAAGUGUUGAAAAUUUAAAAUUAAUCAACAUGGGGUUAACAAUAUCCUAAUUCUAAUUCUAAGAAAUUAUAUCCAAAGUAAUGUAUGGCAGAUAGUAAAGACAGAUUUUGAAAGUGAAAGAGUUAAAUUAGCAAAGCCAACAUAUUUUUGCCUGUUGUUAAAAAAUUGGGUUCCAUAAUACAAAAAGUUGUUCAGAAGUGCUGUAGACAACCAGACCAAACACAGCUAGCUGUUUCAUUCUUCUUUUUAAAAUUAAUAGUUUUCUGUGUACAUUUAUUUUCCUCUUGUUUCCCACAAGUUUAUUUUGCUCCCAGUACACUGCCAAUUCUGAAUAUUCAAACUGAAUUGCUAAACCUAUUGGUGUUCAUCACAAUGGAAUUGUCACAAAGUGUUCCCUGCAUGCAUGACAACCAUCAAGGAAAUCGUAUCAGCAGGACCAGUGUUGUAAUGCUUUUCAUGCUUUUGUACACAAUGGGCUGCAUUUGUCCCUCAAGAUGAUAGAAUAAUGUUUAACUUGUAAAAUCUUGAUAGCACAAUACAAAGAAAAUCAGCACUUACUUAGACAUUUUCUCAUACCUCUUGAAGGAAAGCUCAGGGCUACAGGGGAAAGUUGUAACAUUUAGUUGCUGUCUCGUGCACUCUUGUUGCAGUUGUUUAUGAGGGAAAAAUUAAGUUGUGAUAUAUGCAUAGGUAUGAAAUUUUAAUCCAUCAUUGAAGAACAAUGCUAUAUUGUAAUGCCUUUCUGACUAGAAAAUGACUUUGCUAAAUGUCUGUUGUAGGCAAUUGUUUUCAAAGUUUACUUGCAGAUGUUUCUUGGUGUGCUUGUAACUCCUUGAAUGCGUUGCUCAAUCCAGCUCUCCUCUUUCUUUUGAUAAAAUAAAGCUGUACAGUGUAGGAUAUGUGAAUGUCACUUGUCAUUAUACUUGUAACUUUACCACAAAGACCAGAUGCUAUUGUAAGAAGUCUAAGCCUUUGCAAGUAAAUGGGGAUGGGUGUGAACAGGAUGGGUGUCAUGCAGUUUUCUUGCUUGGAACGUAGGUUUACAUGUGGGCAAUUCCACUAAGCAAUAUUCCUUUAUUAACCACUUAACUGUCUACUUUUCGCAAGAGAGCCGUUUUAACCCAUUCUUUUGUUUAAGGCAGCAGAGAGUUUAUACAACUGUAGUUUGCAUGAUCAAAAAGGUUUGAAAAAUGUCUUUUUGUUUGUUUUUUUUUUCACAUUGCAACCAAACAUGGUUAUUACACUUUCAACAAAGAAUGAUUCAAAUAAGACAAAUCCAAACUUUCAACUCUCUAAACGUGGAUUCUCUGAUGGGAUCAACCUCUUCAUUACGGGAUGGUUCUUUUUUUGUGAACUUGAAGCGAACAGUUUAUUUUUGUGAACUCUCAUUGAAACACAACAAGAGGAUAGGAAAUAAACGGGUCAAAUUAUAUUAAAAGCUCAGUGACCCAGUGGAGUGCAACUUUAUCGACGCUCUGAUUCCCAUGAAGGACCGCGGCAGAAUUUCUCCUUAAAAAAUCAUUGCAAUAACAAUUCGGGAAUUGUCAUUUCAUCCAAUACCAAAUUCUCCAAAUGCACAUCAUAAGAAUCGUAUAGUAGACAGUAAGGAGAAGUACUAAAGAGAUCUUGGGGGUUACAGAGUUCACUCAACAAGACAAUAUGCAAUUUUAAAUUCAUAAUCUUUACAUAUUCUUUCUGAAUCUUAAAAAUUCUAUGUACAACUCAAUCUGAGUCUUCAGACGUAACUUAAUAACAUAAGUACCAGUUUAAUUUUUAAUAAAUAAAAAAACGAAAAUUUA